ACACUCCAGGUUGAGCUGUCAAUUCAUCUUCGCUCUUCUUCUUUUCUUUUGGUUCUCCACAGUCUCUGCUCUGCCAGUCCAGUUCUCCAAUUCUCUGAACAGUUGUUCACUUGCAAAGUUGUACACCUUGUGUUGUGAGUUUGGGAUGGCCGAUUGGAGCAUGGAACCCGCUGUAUGGGUGCCCAGCGAUUAUCAGCUGUCCGAUUGGUCCAUGGAACCUGCACCUGCAGCAUGGGUUUCUGGCCUCCCUAUCGAGUAUCUGUCGACUGAGAUGCUUGGUAGCAGCUGCUACCAAUACCAAGUAUCUGUCCCUGGCUCAAGUGAAGGGCAGCAGAAGCUGGUUGAGUAUGCAGCAGCUGCAGCCACUGCCACGCCGGCUGAGCAGAGGAGAGCCGGACAACAGCAACGACGUGAGGUGGCUGAUUUCCAUGCGACGGAACCAAAGAUGAACCAUAGUCCGAUUCGUGUGUUUGAGAAAUCGGCACACGAGUUCAAGGUGGACAUCGACAAGACGAGGACCAAGAUGCAUAGAUACCCUACAUACUUCCCAGAUCUCGGCCCACGGUACAACGUCCCCUCGACGGUGGCCAUCGGCCCUUACCACCACCAUCGUCGUCACCUCCAUCCGGCCGAGGACGUGAAGCAUGUGGCCGCUUACCACUGCAUCAAGCAGUCCGGCGGCCACACGGUCCAGGAGAUGUACGACGCGGUCGUCUCGGUGGCCGACGUUGCCCGGAGCCUCUACGACAAGGAUGUGGUAUCAGGUAUCAGCAACGAUGACUUCCUUCCUAUGAUGUUCUACGAUGCUUGCUUCCUGGUGCAGUACAUGCUUACUUGCACCUCCGAUGGCCUGGACGAGAUGGACGACUCGUUGCGUAGCUUCUUCGACUCCAACGACGAAGCCAUCUUCAACGACAUCAUGCUGCUCGAGAACCAGCUCCCCUGGCUGGUGAUGGAGGCCCUGCUGAGGUUCAGGCCUGUGCCAUUGGAGGACUUCGUGACCGCGUUGAAAGGCUUCCUGCAGGACCGCAAGGAUCUCAGCAUUCAUACUGUUGUGUUGGAUGAUUCCUUCCAGCCGCCGCAUCUGCUUGGCCUCCUCCGGUUCUACGUUGUAGGACGCAGCAACGCCAUCGCCAAACGGAAACCCCUACCCCCAACUGAGUUCAUAUCGUUUUCUGUUAGCGCUGUGGAGCUUGCACAGAUCGGCAUCACCCUCGCCGUCAGCAAGACAACGGAGCUCAUGGAGAUCGGCAUCCACAAAGGGAACUUCUUCGGAGAGCUCUCCCUGCCUCAGCUGUCCCUGGACGCCACAAACGCCAGCAUCCUCGUCAACAUGGCGGCUUUCGAGCUGUGCGCCACCCCGAAUUUUCAGGCCGACCUCGUGGACGAGAACUCUGCUGUCUGCUCCUACCUGCAGCAUAUGGCCAUGAUCGUGGACCGGGAGGAAGACGUGCACGAGCUUCGAAGCAAGCGCGUCCUGCAGGGAGGAGGAGGGCUCACCAACAAGGAUGUGCUCGAAUUCUUCACCAGCCUGCAGGACCUGCGCCUUGGAUCCUGCUACGUCCGCACCAUGGAAGAGAUUGAGAGCUAUAGGAAAAGGAGGUGGAUCUGGAUCGUCAUACUCAAGUUUUACAACGAGAACAAGAGAACAAUCGCCACUGUGUUCUCUGCUGUUGCUGCACUCGCUGGUAUUUUAGGGACGCUCAUGUCUCUCAAGAAAUAAGCUUGUGAUUAAGCUGUCGUGCUUCGAUCGAUCGAUAUUACAGUAUGUUGUAUCUUUGGUAACUAAAAUUCUUUGUGUCUGAACUCCAUUUGCAGUGAAAUGUUGGCAGUUUUUGCCU
Messenger RNA from Brachypodium distachyon (stiff brome), 1841 nucleotides. RefSeq lists its product as uncharacterized. The record is from RefSeq and is a predicted model, not a curated record. The transcript has a single exon. NCBI's taxonomy places the organism in Eukaryota, Viridiplantae, Streptophyta, Magnoliopsida, Poales, Poaceae. The coding region runs from base 146 to 1723 and encodes 525 amino acids.